CCUGCAUUUCUUAUUAUUGCAAACUAAGCAAACUUUCUCUUUUCUUCUUCAUUUCAUUUUUUUUUUUUUUUUCACAUUUGAUCAUCAUUAUGCUCUCAACUCCUUUCUUCUUCAACUUCCAUCCUCACCAAUAUGGCACUCACAUUGAGGAUUUUUCAUCUCAAUUGCUCUUCGAGGCGACGGGCGACUCCGAGGCCGACUCCUUGGUCGGCCACGGAAGCUCGACCGUCUCGGUGGAGUUCAACGACGCUGAAUCUUGCACGGAUGAAACUCCUGCUAUGCGUAACAAGGUCCAGACGUAUGAAGACGAUGACGAUGACGAUGACGAGAAUGAGGAGGAGGUGGAAAGCAAGCCAAUUGGAUUCAUGACAGAGUCAAGUGCUUCUAUUGAUUCAGCUGAGGAGUUCAAAAUGUUGAAUGAGGUGGAGAAAAACAGGUUGUUUUGGGAGACUUGUUUGGCUUCAUAACAGAACAAAUUUGGUUUUUUUUUUUUUUGUGUUCUUUAAUGUUUGUUGUUGUUUGAUGUUGAAAAUGUACAUGAAAUUAAGAAAU
Molecule: messenger RNA, 552 nt
Organism: Cucurbita moschata (crookneck pumpkin)
Lineage: Eukaryota; Viridiplantae; Streptophyta; Magnoliopsida; Cucurbitales; Cucurbitaceae
Exons: 1
Coding region: 90-467 (125 amino acids)
Source: RefSeq, a predicted model, not a curated record